Messenger RNA from Ctenopharyngodon idella (grass carp), 1421 nucleotides. RefSeq lists its product as uncharacterized. NCBI's taxonomy places the organism in Eukaryota, Metazoa, Chordata, Actinopteri, Cypriniformes, Xenocyprididae. The transcript is spliced from 6 exons. The record is from RefSeq and is a predicted model, not a curated record. Gene Ontology annotation, biological process: response to bacterium. The coding region runs from base 131 to 916 and encodes 261 amino acids.
UGACUGGCAUUUUCAUGGGCAGGUCUACCAUAUUUUUCUGUGAAAAGCCACUCCCUCCUUCUUAUAUAUAAAACGCAUUGAUAUCGCCCACUUAAUUUCCUCUUCAGCUCUGGUUUGACUCAGUGCAGAAAUGUUACUUAUUUCAACUGCAGCAUUAUUGCUCUUUGGGACGGGUUUUCUCCAAGUAACAUUUUCUACAGCAAGCACACAGGCUCAGCCAGGACAAAGUGUCACUAUGUGGUGUGCACAUGAUAUCCAGGUUUCUGGACACCUGUACUGGUUCAAACAAACUGACGGUGAUGUACCAAUUCCUAUUGUGCGCAUGUUAUAUACCGAAAGCCUUCAGAAGGUAGAGCCAAGUUAUUUCAAUGGUUUUACAAAACAGCACCUGGUCAUGAAUUUGUUCAGCAAAAACACGACCUUAACAAUUAAGUAUGCAAAUAUUUCUGAUUCUGGCUUCUAUUUUUGUGGAGCUACGGGAUUUCACACGAAAUUUGGCAAUGGAACUAGGCUUGAAGUGAAAGACAGUAAAUGCCACAAUGACUCUUCAACUAUUUUUAACCAUUCAGAAAAGAAUGUCACAUCAGAGAAAAAUGACACAAGAACCUCAAAAAAGGAUGAUGAGAAAUCUUCUUCGUCUAGUACUAAGGAGUGUUCUAGAGACAUCUUUUUCACAUUGACACUCCUAUUUGGUUGCAUCAUUGUUUUUAUAUGUAUUAUUCCUCUAAUUAUGGCUAUUAUCAAGGAACACAAAAGGCAGAAGCUUAAAAAAGUCGCUGAACGUCAAACACAACAGCAUGAUGACAAGGAAGAUGACUCAGUAGAAUAUGCUGCGGUGCAUUUCAAAAACAAGAGACCCAAAACAGCAGGAAGACAUGACGAGUACUCAACUGCUGUGUAUACUGACACUACUUGAAACAUAAAACAACCUCAAAGACCUAUUAACACCUGAAUAAUAUCAGUUUAUUUUUUUAGAAAUGUAAUUAUAUUGGAGGUCAAAUGGUUAGGCAGAAAACUGAGGUUCCUUCCGAGUAUCACAUGCUUCAUCCCUGGGCCUUCAGAGAAUUAAAAUCAGGGUAAAAUCAAGUUUAGCAAUUUGUGAGCCAGGUAAAAUGUAUCAUGUCUCUAAAGUAAUUUAGAAACGAUCAAUUAAAGACAUGUUUAAAGAUACAUAAGUGUCAAAGAUGCUUUGGAAAAAUGUAUUCUCAAAAGUGCUAUGGGGAAACUACAUGGGGAGCUAAAGCAGUAAACAAAACAUCACAUUCAUCUAAAUAUAUCUGAUCAAUAAUGAUACUACUUGUUUUGAACUGGCAAUAUGAGCUGUGGAGUUGUCUGUUGAUUGACAGGUUUGUCAUAGUUUGGAUGUUUGCAUAAGCCACACCCCCUCAUAUAAAUAAAGCACAUUGAUUUCCUCAUCUUAA